GCAGUUAGGUCAAAGUCUGAGUUAGUUGCAAGGACAUUCUACAUGAGCACAAUCAACAAGUGUUCUACAGGACAAUAAUCUACCUAUUUACUAAUCCAAAUACAGGACUUCUCUGGCUUAUUAAUGGAGAUUCCAGUUUUUACCGUUGAUGCAUUUACUAAUUUACCUUUCAAAGGAAAUCCUGCAGCAGUUUGCCUUUUAGACAACGAACUGCAAGAUGAGCUUUACCAAAACAUUGCAGCAGAGAUGAACGUAUCAGAGACUGCAUUUCUGACAAAGCUGAAAUCAACAGACACCUUUAGUUCAGGAGCCAGAUUUGGUUUGCGCUGGUUCACCCCCAUUAAUGAAAUUGCACUAUGCGGCCAUGCAACACUGGCUUCAGCAGCAGUGCUCUUCCACAGGAAAGAAAACACUAACCCUGUGGUGGUGUUUGAGACGCUGAGUGGCGAGCUGCGGGUUCGCCAGCACGGAGAAUCUUUAGUGAUGGACUUUCCACUCAACAAACCAGAGGUUCAGGACCGCAAUAAACACAAGAACCUCCUUAAGGCUGUUGUUGGAGAUCUACCCGUUCAGGAUGUUUACUACUGUAAAACCACAAAGAAGCUUCUAGUGCGUCUGGCUGACACAUGUGACAGGUCAGCACUUACAUCUUUGAACCCGGUGGCCGAGACUCUGCUAAAAUGUGAAGACAGUGGAAAGGUUAAAAGUGUUGUCGUCACAAUCAAAGGGGCACCAACUUCACAGCCUGGAUAUGACUUCUUCUCCCGCAACUUUGCCCCAUGGCAUGGCAUCCCAGAAGAUCCGGUGACAGGCUCUGCUCAUACAGUUCUUGCUGCAUACUGGACUGGGAGACUGGGAAAGAAGAAAAUGUUAGCUUACCAGUGCUCCAGACGUGGGGGUGAGCUAGAGCUGGAACUGAGAGAUGACGGCAGGGUGGAUAUUGCUGGCAGAGCGGUGGUCCUCCUUCAGGGGACCCUCAAACUCUAGAGAAACCUGUAUAAACAACCUGGAGCAGUUGAGCUGUGACAUUAACGAGCUUUUGGGCAUUCAGAAUUCAGAGCACAUCUUAAUCUACUACACUGGGGACAUAGACUGUACAGCACUGUAGAACACUACCUGGAUUGUACUUAUUAUAUCUACUGUACUUUAUAAUUCUCUAACAUCUAUAUACACAUAAGCUGCUGUUCAGACCUCUUAUCAGUUUAACCUAUACCCAAAAUCCCUUACCAGAAAUAAAAGAAACAUAUAAAUGAAAUGAGCUUGUGGGUUUUAAAUCUCUCAUGUUCUGCAUUAAUACUCUUCCAUAACACUCUAGUUUAAUUUAGAGUUAUGUGUAUUAACUCUAAUCUGAAGGUUUAAAUAAAGCAAAGUCAAAGCAAA
Messenger RNA from Pygocentrus nattereri (red-bellied piranha), 1380 nucleotides. Its product is annotated as phenazine biosynthesis-like domain-containing protein 1. The transcript is spliced from 9 exons. Lineage: Eukaryota; Metazoa; Chordata; Actinopteri; Characiformes; Serrasalmidae. Gene Ontology annotation, cellular component: cytoplasm. Gene Ontology annotation, biological process: biosynthetic process. The record is from RefSeq and is a predicted model, not a curated record. Gene Ontology annotation, molecular function: isomerase activity. The coding region runs from base 124 to 987 and encodes 287 amino acids.